AUGACCGACAUAUCUUCUCUCCUGGUUCAGCCUCCUCCCUCCUGGCCUGAGAAGUACUCGGGAAUCCCCGCGCGUUUGGCUGACAUCGGCAAUCAGACGCGAGAGAAGAUCUAUGCCGGACGUUCUCUCCCGCGCGUCGCUCCGCGCAAGCAAGGCGAAGAGCUGCCAGUUUUGCCCCCAGAUAUUACAAGGGAGCGGUUCAACGAAGCUGUCGCAGAGCUGAGGAAAGAGAUCGGGGAGGCGAAUGUUGAGUUGAAUGAUAAACCACUAGUUGAUGGAUGGUAUAUGGAACAUCCAAACACCCACGACGCCUUCCACAUCUUGGAACAAGAUGACACCGUCUCCUCUGCCACGAUAUACCCGGGAUCAACCGAGGAAGUCCAGACCACAGUUCGCUGGGCAAACAAGUACCUCAUCCCCAUCUACCCGAUCUCGAUGGGCCGUAAUCUCGGGUACGGCGGUGCAGCUCCACGUAUCCGGGGUGCUAUGGUCCUCGACCUUGGCAAACGGAUGAACAAGGUGCUCAAGAUCGACCCUGACAACUGCUCAUGCCUUGUCGAGCCUGGUGUCAGUUACUUUGCAUUGUAUGAAGCGGUGCAAGCGACGGGCUACCCGUUGUGGAUCGACACGCCCGAUUUGGGCGGCGGCAGCGUACUUGGCAAUGCGGUGGAUCGUGGGGUGGGAUAUACCCCGUAUGGUGACCACUUUGGAUGUCACUGCGGGAUGGAAGUUGUCCUCCCUACGGGAGAGGUCGUGAGGACUGGAAUGGGCGCGUUACCUGGAAAGGACGGUGAGGACAACCCGUGCUGGCAGUCCUUCCAGUAUGGAUACGGGCCGUACAAUGAUGGCAUCUUCACCCAGAGCAACUUUGGCAUCGUCACUAAGAUGGGCUUCUGGCUGAUGCCCGCGACGGAACAUACGAGUUACUUGAUCACCUUCCGUGACGAGGACCAAUACCCACAGAUCAUGCAGACCAUCCGCCCGCUAGCGAUCAACAAAGUCCUAGGAAACGUCCCUCAGCUACGACACGUGAUCCAGGAGCUGGCCGUCACCGGAAAACCGAAGUCGCACUUCUACGACGGCGAGGGCCCGAUCCCUAGAGAAGUGAUCCGCAAGUGGGCCAAGGACAUGCCGUGCGGAGAUUGUUCUUGGGUGUUCUACGGUACCGUUUAUGGGCCGGACGACUUCCGCAAGGGUCAGCUGGACAUCAUCCGCCGCGAGUUUGGCAAGAUCGAGGGGAGCAGGCUCAUGCUCCCCGAGAAACUACCGCAGGAUCACUACUUGCAUAGCAGGGUGAGCGUGUGCAGCGGUGUGCCUGUGCUGAGGGAACUGGAUUGGCUCAACUGGUUGCCGAACGGCGCUCAUUUGUUUUUUGCCCCAAUCGCCCCGACAUCAGGCGAGGAUGUGAAGAAACUGUUUGAGCUGUGCAGGAAGAGACACGAGGAGUAUGGCAUCGACUUGUUCCCUACUCUCUGCGUCGCCUCGCGCGAGUCGCACGUCAUCGUCAAUCUUGUAUAUGAUCGUUCCUCCCCCGCUUCCAAAAAAGCAGCAUACGACUGCCUGCGUGCGAUGAUUUCCGACGCGGCAGCAGGAGGCUACGGAGAGUACCGAACGCACAUCUUGUUCGCGGACCAAGUGGCCAACACCUACAAUUGGGGCGGAGGGGCGCUCAUGAAGCUCAACGAGACGCUCAAGGAUGCGCUUGACCCGAAUGGAAUUCUCGCUCCAGGGAGAAACGGAAUUUGGCCUGAGAGGUACAGGGGGAAAGGGUAUGAGAUCUUCCCCGGUGACCAGAGGACCAGCUCGCUUCCUCCGCAUAUCAACGCCUAA
This is a messenger RNA of Dacryopinax primogenitus, 1830 nucleotides long. Its product is annotated as vanillyl-alcohol oxidase. Gene Ontology annotation, molecular function: D-lactate dehydrogenase (NAD+) activity; FAD binding; D-lactate dehydrogenase (cytochrome) activity. The record is from RefSeq and is a predicted model, not a curated record. Gene Ontology annotation, cellular component: mitochondrion. NCBI's taxonomy places the organism in Eukaryota, Fungi, Basidiomycota, Dacrymycetes, Dacrymycetales, Dacrymycetaceae. The transcript has 4 exons. Gene Ontology annotation, biological process: lactate catabolic process. The coding region runs from base 1 to 1830 and encodes 609 amino acids.